AUGAAGUCGGCCGAAGGUCCGAUGAUGUGCAACCUCCCGGCAUUUGCUGGCGGACAGCCCGAAUCUCUUGAGAUAUCACACGAAGAUGUCAAUAUCGACUUUGGAGAAGCGGAAAAGUGUGGCAUUCCAGCAGCAACACUCUUGAAAUUUGCAUGGGCCUUGACACUGCACCUCUACACCGGCCAUAGUAACCCAAGCUUCUAUGUUGGCUCAGCAGAUGGCCAUGGCAAGUCCACCACCAAUACGUAUGUCAUUAGACCGCAAGAUACUCUGUCGGGGUUUAUCUCUCGACAUGGCGUCUCUACAAUUCAGAACGGAGUGAAUGGCAACAAAGCUGCUGGGGAUCACGAGUCGCAGCAACUGAAUACCGUCUGUAACACAAUUGUACGGUUGGGCUCCUUGGCUUCGCAAGCCACUGUCCAUUUUGUGAUAAAUGGGGAAAAGUCACAAAACAACACACUCCCAACUGAAGCACAGGUCUCUCUUGAUGCUCAAAUCAACAACGAUCUUGCAACCAAGUGCUCUCUACUGUUCCGCAAGUCAUUCAUCUCCGAGGAUGAAGCGCGAAACCUUGCAGCUACCGUCGCCCAUCUUGUCCAUGAACUCGUCAACAACCCUGGCAAGCGUGUUGCGGACCUCCAGCCGAGCACACGGGACCGAGACCAGAUUCGACUGUGGAACAGCGGACAGCUUCUCCAAACCGAGUGCUUGAUCCACGAGGCGUUUACUCUUGUAGCCGCCGAAAGACCAAACGAUGAGGCAAUCGAUGCAUGGGAUGGAUGCAUGAGCUUCAAAGACUUGGAGCAUGCCUCGAAUGUGUUGGGGUAUCAACUGAUUCGACAAGGAGUUACACCUGGAUCUUUAGUUCUCCUCAGUUUCGAAAAGUCCCUUUGGGCUGUUGUAUCUUGGUUGGCAGUCCUUAAAGCAGGCGCUGCUUGCGUUUUUCUCGACAGGAGACAUCCAGUUGGUCGUGUGCGACAGAUUGUCGAGGCAACUGGCGCUACACAUGCGCUGACCAGCUCCUCUCUUACAAUUCAACUCGAUGACCUUGGUCUCAACGUCAUACAGGUGCCGAUACAGCCUCUCACUUCCAACGGCGUCCAGAAUGGCAACGAACACAAGUGGCCAACAGUUCAUCAUGAGGAUGCAGCGUUCGUCAUCUUCACUUCUGGAAGCACUGGCACUCCGAAAGGUGUCGUGUUGACGCACACGGGAGUCCACACAACAUCUCAGGAUAUUGCCAAGUCUCUUGGAGUCACGGCCGACUCGCGGGUUCUCCAAUUCUCAUCAUACACUUUCGAUAUGAGCAUCGCAGAUAUGGUCACCAGUCUACUCAGUGGAGCUUGUAUUUGUAUUCCAUCAGAGGCGGAUCGACUUGACAGCCUACAAGCUUAUUUGCAAGAGACCAGCAUUACUUGGGCCAUGCUCACACCGACCGUCGCACGUCUUCUUGACGCCAGAGUCACAGCCAAUCUCAAGACUCUUGUCCUGGUCGGAGAAGUGGUGAAAGAGUCUGACAUACGACCAUGGAUAGAUGCCGGAGUACAAGUGCAUAACGGUUACGGCCCUGCAGAGGCAACUUUCCUAGCGACCUCGACAGGCAAGGUCGGUACCCGCCUUGGUCGAGCCAGCUGCAUCGGCCGUGGUAUGAACACCAGGACUUGGAUCAUCGACCCUGUCAAUGACCAGCUCGCACCUAUCGGCGCAGUUGGGGAGCUGGUAGUAGAGAGUCCAGUCCUGGCAAUUGGUUAUCUCAAUGAUCCUCGAAAAACAGCUGAGAGCUUCGUUUCCAACCCAAACUGGGCGCAACUCGAAACCCACGACACAGCUCGCAGGAGGUUCUACAAGACUGGUGAUUUGGCACGAUACUUCGCGGACGGCUCAUUGGAGUGCAUCGGACGAGCCGACACGCAGGUAAAGCUUGGCGGUCAGCGGGUCGAGCUGACCGAUAUCGAGCACCAUCUGCGCAAGAACAAUGCUACUGCGAACUCGGCUGUGUUCCUUCCCCAGCGUGGACCGUUUUCUGGGCGUCUUACAGCAGUGAUGGCUUCUUCAUCUCAAGCGGCAACUCUCAAGAACGGACAUACUCCCAUCUUCAGGCCUUGUGGUGGUGAUAUCAUUGCAGACGCCAAGUCAGCUCUCCUACAGGCUAUUGCCACUUACAUGGUACCAUCUGUGUGGCUCGAAGUUGGUUCAUUACCAUUCACUGCUACCGGCAAGCUGGACCGCCGUUUGCUUCUGGAAAAGUUGGAGGCUAUGUCGUCUCAAGACGCCAUGGAUUACGUGAGCGAGGAGACUGAUGCGGAUGCCACCGAGUCUGACGAAGUGGCAUCGCUGUUGUGGAGGUUAUGCUCCAAUACUCUCAACGUCCCGGUCAAGCGAAUAAACCACAAUCGAUCUUUUUUGGCUCACGGAGGAGAUUCAAUCACGGCAAUGCAAAUUGUGUCGUCACUUCGGCGAGAACACAAGACUUUGAGAGUAAAAGACCUUUUGUCUUCAUCAACCCUGAGAGAAGCCGCUUCAAGGAUCGGAGACCUACACGCCUAUCAACCCCUGCCGUCAAUAAGCAUCGGCAAACGAUUUCCCAUAUCACCUAUCCAGCAAUUCUUUUUCAACAUUGCCCAGUCACGACAGACGAGAAACCAUUUCCAUCAAAGUGUUUUCCUAAGAUUAAGGGAACGGCAGGAUGUGAUAGCCGUGGAGAGCGCAAUCUCCGAUCUGGUAGAAAGACACCCCAUGUUGAGGGCUAGGUUCGAGCAGUCAUCGUCAGGCGAGUGGACGCAAUUCAUCACAGACGCUGUCAAUUCGUCGUAUGUGUUUGAAUACCACGAAAGGACAACUGCCAAAACUCGAAAGACCACCAUGCUGAAAUCUCGGCUUGCUCUGUCUGCCGAAGACGGACCACUGGUGCGCGUCAGCAUGUUCGAUGAAGGUGGCGUUCAAUAUCUCUUCCUCGUCGUUCAUCAUCUUGUGGUGGACCUUGUGUCCUGGAGAAUCAUUCUCGAGGAGCUCGAGUCUUUACUCGUAGAGGUUCAUCCGAAGUUCCCCAGCUCCUUUCCCUUCCUCGCCUGGGUGGACCAGCAACGGAACGUCGUCCGUACCAUAAAGCCAGCUCGCGUGCUUCCUCAAACUGUUCCCGCAUCAGAUUUCGGAUUCUGGGGCAUCGAGAAACAGCACAACGUCUACGCUGACGUUCAAGAGGAGCGAUUCUCCAUCAGCUCAGCCCUCACCAAUGACGUUCUCGUGACUUGUCAUCAGGCUCUCCGAACCGAGCCUAUCGAUAUUCUCAUCUCCGCCUUGCUCCUGUCAUUUCGCGGCUCUUUUCCGCAGAGGUCUCUGCCAGCAAUUUUCACUGAAGCGCAUGGUAGAGAAGCUUGGGAUGAGCAAAUCGAUCUUUCAAGAACGAUUGGUUGGUUCACUACUAUGUACCCGAUUUACGCAAGCGACUACAAGGACAUCGUUGAUCUGGUCAUGAGAGUUAAAGAUGCCCGUAAAAGGACACCAAACAGGGGUUUCGAUUACUUCAGUACCGCAUUCUUGACAAUGGAAGGGCGCGAAGCCUUCCGAGACCAUCUCCCUGCCGAAGUCCUAUUCAACUACGAGGGCCGAUAUCAAUCUUUGGAGAAAGACAACUCACUCCUGAGACAAGAAUCCUGGACAGCCGGAGAAGCAUUGGAAGAUAACAGCCCCGAACUUCAGCGAUUCUCGCUUUUCGAGAUUGCUGCGAGCGUGCUCGAUGGUUGCCUUCACUUCACUUUUGCGUGGAAUUACAAGUCCAACCAUCAGAGCAUGAUCAAGUCUUGGUCGAAAGAUAUUUCGAGAGCUAUUGAGCGGAUCACGACAACUCUUCAGAGUUCUUCUCGAUCCCUGACUUUGAGCGAUCUUAGUCACUCUGACCUCAACUAUUCUGGACUUGACUCUCUCGCAACAAAGAUACGCAAAAUCCCGGGAGUCCGAGGCUUAGAAGACGUGGAAGAUGCAUAUCCUUGCUCUCCGCUACAGGAGUCUCUGGCUCUCAGCCAGUCCCGGCUCGAAGGGGUAUACGAAGUGGACAUCCAAUGGGAGGUGACCACAGCUAGCGGUGCAAGUGUUGAUCCGAGUCGUUUGGAAGAUGCGUGGCACGAUGUGGUUUCACGUCACGCUGCUUUCAGAACAAUUUUCCUCGAGACAUCGGCAUCAUCCGGAAUGCUUGACCAAGUCGUUCUGAAGAGGGAACUGGGCUAUUGCGAACAGCUGCUUGCUCGAAAUGCUUCAGACGCGAUGGAACGACUCGCUCAUUACCCCCCAAAGCCAAAGGGACUUGGUUCCGGACAACCUCUGCAUCGACUACUCAUUUGCUCUACGGAGGAUGAGCGCACUUUUGUACGAUUCGAGGUCAACCAUAUCGUUUUCGACGGCAUGUCACUUCUCCCAAUGCUAAGAGACCUAUCACUCGCUUACGAUGGGAAACUGGUCACGAAAUGGGGAUCACCGUAUGCAAGCUUCAUCCGCUACAUCCGGGACCAAGGGUUGAGAGAAAAGAGCAUAUCAUACUGGAAACAGUAUCUCACAGGCGCCGAAGCUUGUGUUUUCCCUUCUCUGCUUGACGUCACCAAUGGUGAAAGCGAGCAGAAGGUUGCUCCAGUCUCUCUCAACAUCAGCCACACUGAUCUUCACACCAAGCUUUCGGAAUUGGAGGUGACUCUUCCAGUUUUGAUCCAGUUGACAUGGUCUCUUGUCCUUCGACUUUACACAAAUGGAAAUCAGACUGUCACCGGCUACUUGGCGUCUGGACGUGACGCCCCCGUGGCUGGCAUUGAAGGAGCAAUUGGGCCAUUCAUCUCCAUGCUGCUCUGCUAUAUCGACUUCAGUCAGCCGCGAACCCUUCUUGAUUUGUUGAGAGAAGUGAAGCAGGACUCAAUCAACGGCGCAGCUCACCAGGCCAGCUCUUUGGCAGAGAUUCAGAAUGCCAUUGGCAUCACUGGUGGCACGUUGUUCAAUGCUGGGAUUUCUUUCAUGCCUCUCCUAGACAAACGGGCUCAGCAGGGUUCCAGUCUACUGUUUGAAGAGAAGUCAAUUAACGAUCCAACUGAAUUUGAACUCGCCUUGAUCGUUGAGAGCGGCGAAGAUGCAACUCAGGUUUCCGUGCACUACCGAACCUCCUUCGUCAGCGAGGGUCAUGCCACGAAUAUCGCUGCAGCCGUCAAUCACAUCCUCAUGGAAAUACUCAACGACCCUUCUCGCACCCCAGAUGAGAUUCCCGCUCUCAGCUCACACGAUCUGCGUCAACUUUGGAGUUGGAAUGAAACUUGUAUCGAGGCUGUUGAAGAAUGCGUACACCACUUCGUGGAAAGAACCAUGCAUGCCCAUCCUGACAAGGAAGCCAUCUUCAGUUGGGACGGCUCUCUUUCCUACAAAGAGCUUGACGACCUGUCUCGAAACAUGGCCCAUCAUUUGAAGAAUCUUGGCAUUGGACCGGAAAAAAUAGUUCCUCUGUGUUUUGAGAAGUCAAAAUGGGCCGUGGUCUCGAUGCUCGCGGUCUUGCGUGCUGGCGCAUGCUUCGUCAUGCUUGAUCCAACUCACCCAAAUCCUCGCGUUCUUGCGAUCGCCGACGAGGUCGAGGCUGAAGUUCUUCUUUGCUCGCCUCUCACCGCGUCGAAGUUCGAAGAGAUCGAGGAGAAGACCAUCGUUGUUGAGCCAGGCUUUGCAUGUGGACUGCCAUUCACCAAUCCCAAUGAGCCGGUCUGUUCCACGGUCACUCCAGAUAACGCCAUGUAUGUGGUGUUUACCUCCGGUACGACGGGCGCACCUAAGGGUUCCAUCACGUCCCACCGGGCAUAUUGCACGGGUUUCCGCGAGCAUGCUUGGGCAAUCGAGGUCGGCCCUGAGUCGAGAACGCUCCAAUUCUCCGCUUACAGUUUUGAUGCAAGUGUGGGCGACAUCCUUACUACCCUGCUCGUGGGUGGAUGCAUUUGCAUUCCAUCAGAAGAAGACAGAAGUAUGGAGAUUGCCAACUUCAUUUCCAAGAGCCGCGCAACAUGGGCUGGGUGGACGCCUUCAUUUGCUUCCCUCGUUGACCCAGACACCGUCCCCACACUCACUGUCCUGCUCAUGGCCGGCGAACCAUUACCUGCAUCCCAGGUUGACGCAUGGGUGGAUCGACUGAAACUUCUCAACAUCUACGGUCCAAGUGAAUGCAGUGUUGCCUGCGUUGUCAACAAGGACGUCACUAGGGAAACCAACGCGUCUAACAUUGGUCGUGGUUAUCGGUGCGUCACCUGGGUUGUUGACGAGAAUGAUCAUGAGCGUCUCCGGCCCAUUGGAUCUGCUGGAGAACUUCUUAUCGAGGGUCCAAUUCUCGCUCGAGGCUACUUGAAGAGACCAGAAAAGACUUCAGAAGUGUUUAUCGAUGCCCCUUCUUGGCUUAGGAACGGACCCCAUCCUCGCACCAACCGCUUGUACAAGACCGGUGAUCUGGUAAGGUACAACUCGGAUGGCACCAUCAACUUCAUCGGCCGAAAAGACACCCAAUUGAAGAUCAACGGGCAGCGAGUUGAGAUCGGCGAGAUCGAACAUUCGUUACGCAGCAGCAUACCUCCCACGGCAGGUCCAGUUGUCGUCGACCUUCUCAAGAGAACAGGCGCUGGCGAGCAAGACCUUCUGGCCGCAUUCGUUCACGUUGGUGCAGAAGAUACUUCGCCCGAGGAUCCUGACGACAUCAUUGCAACUGAGGCUCAGGCACUGGAGAAGUUCCAUGGUCUUGUCAAGCAGAUCUACGAGACGACAUCAUCACUUCCACGAUACAUGAGCCCACACGUGUUCAUUCCGCUCAAAGUACUUCCCAUCACCACCGCUGGCAAGCUUGAUCGACGCGCCCUACAACGUGUAACAAGUCGCUUAACUCGUGAUGAGCUUGUCUCGUUCACUUCGGGGGCCAAAGAGACUGGGAGAACUUCCCAAGAGCGGCAGCUCACAGAGAUGUGGAAAAAGGUGCUUCAUGUUUCGUCCAUCGGAAUCCACGACAACUUCUUCCGACUUGGAGGUGAUUCUAUGGCGGCCAUGGCUCUUCGCUCCGAGGCACAGAGGAACGGAAUGGGCAUCUCGGUCUCCGACAUCUUCUCAAACCCUGUUCUUGUCGACAUGGCCAAAGUCAUGGCUAGCGUCAAUGACACGGCCGACCUUGCGCCAGUGGCUUCUUUUUCGCUUCUCGAGGAUUACGACUCGGUCUCUCAGCUAAUUAGCGAAGUUGCUCACGAUUGCAGUAUUUCACCAGAUGCAAUCGAAGACAUUCUUCCUUGCGUUCCCAUGCAAGAAGCUCUCAUGGCACUGUCCUCUCGGCAGCCUUCAGCUCAGACAUACGUACUGCAUGCUCCGUACAAACUUCCCGCUGACAUCGACGAACUGCGCUUUCGGGAGGCUUGGGAGAAAGCGACGGAAACUCAUGCGGUUCUUCGUGGACGAAUCGUUCUCAAGCCGCAAGGUGCCUUACUUGCCAUUGUCAAGGACAAAAUACACGUCGACACUUAUUCUAGGUCUCUAGAAGAAUAUCUGUCCAAGCAGAAACAGCAGGCCUUUGGCUAUGGCACACCACUUCUUCGCCUAGGGCUCGUCAAGCAAGGGAGCGAUCGGUACUUCGUUUUCAACGCUCAUCACGCUGUUUACGAUGGUUGGUCGACGAAGCUGAUCUGGGAUACUGUUCUUCAACACUACCGCGGUGAAACGAUAGCCUCUGCUCCUCAAUUCCAGGCUCUCGUCCAGAUGCUUAAAGCAACCCCGCGUGAGCCAUCUGUGGACUACUGGAAGCAAGCAAUGAUCGACAGACAGGGAGUCGCGUUUCCUUCGGUCCCUGUCUCACACAAACCAGUCGCUCGGUGCAGCACACGUUUCGAGUUCUCAAUUCCAGCUGCAUCAAACUCGGACCGAGAUGUCACAACAGCAACCCUCAUCAACGCUGCCUGGGCCAUCGUCAAUGCACAGUACUCCGCAGAUUCUACGGCUACUUACGGAUGCACCUUAUUUGGCAGAGACUUUCCACUCUCUGGGAUCGAACAGCUUGUCGGUCCUACCAUCGUCACCGUCCCAAGACAGUUUGCCGUUCGCGGAGACCAGUCUCUGGCUGAGUUCCUUGAUUACGUUCAAAAGGUCACUAUCGACAGCAUUCCUCACCAGUAUCUCGGACUCUCUGAGAUCCAAAGCGUCAGCUUAGCAGCACAAGAAGCCUAUGACUUCACGUCUCUGAUGGUUGUUCACCCAGACGCCGCUCUCAAACUGCCGUUUGAGGAGGUGGACAUUAAACCUGUCCCUCUCGAUAAUACGGAAUCCCACACGUAUCCUCUUGCAGUCGAGUUUCUUCCGGUUGGGGAACAACUCACUAUCGAUGUCAGGUUCGAUCCAGACUGUAUAGGCUUGGAAAUGGUCAACAUUGUUAUGGGGCAUUUCAAUCACGUGUUGCAGAGCAUUUGUCAUGCGAAUGCCACCGCGGAUGUUGCCAGCGUCAUGGGUAUCCGACAAAAAGACUUGAGUCUCAUCCACAGCUGGAAUAGCAGUAGCAUCAAGCCAGUGGAGGCAUGUGUCCACAACCUCAUUGAGAGAAAGGCGACAGAGCAGCCCGACAGCCCGGCCGUAGUCUCCCAUGACGCGUCUCUUUCCUACUCCACGCUCGACCAAUGGGCGAAUCAGUUGGCAAGCCAGAUUGUUAGCACUCAGCUGGUAAAGCCUGGCGACUUCGUCGGACUUUGUCUAGAUAAAUCUGCCAGAGCAAUCCCCGCUAUGAUUGCCGUUCUGAAAGCCGGUGGUGCAUUUCUACCCCUCAACCCUGAUCACCCACCAGCGCGCCUUCAAGCUCUGCUAGAAGAGGCAAACACGGAGCUUGUCCUUGCGUCCCCCAGUCGGGCUUCUUCACUUACCAGUGCCUUGGGCUGUAAGGUCUUAUCUGUCAACGACUUCAAUGCAUCCCAGUUGUUCCAAGCGCCUUCGGGCAUUGCGGUUACUCCUGAGCAUCCGGCGUAUCUUCUGUUCACCUCGGGUAGCACCGGAAAACCAAAGGGUGUUGUCAUAGACCAUCAAGCCUGGGCUUCUGCCAUCGCCGCUCAGUCUGCCUACUUCGACUUUGGGCCUCAGAUUCGCAUGUUACAGUUCAGUAGCUACACCUUUGAUGCUAUGAUCUUCGAGAUCUUCAUCACGCUUACAUCGGGUGGCUGUGUCUGCGCCCCUUCAGAGUCUGAGAGGAUGAACGACCUCAGUGGAUAUAUCACAAGAGAACGGGUUAACGCACUUAUAUCGACACCUUCCGUCACCAGACUCAUCGUUCCUGCAAAGGUUCCCACUCUUAAACUCGUCAUGGUUGGAGGUGAGCCGCUGGCACCGUCCGACAUCGAGGCUUGGUUGAGUCAGCCUGGUGUGUCUUUUGUCAAUGCCUAUGGACCGACUGAGGCAUGCGUCAUGGCCACUGCCCGUAAGGUUGCUAUGACGGACAGCAGUUCCAACAUUGGGGUUCCCGUCGGCACAGCUACAUGGGUUAUCAACCCGUUUACUCAAGCCCUGGCUCCUAUCGGAGCAGUUGGAGAGUUGUGCAUUGAAGGGCCUACACUGUCCAGAGGCUACCUUGGAGAUCCGGAAAAGACGAACAUCUCAUUUGAGAAAGACCCAAUAUGCCUCCCAAAAGGAGCUGGUCGACGAAUUUAUCACACAGGAGAUCUGGUGCGGCACAAUGCGGACGGCAGUCUCACCUUUGUCGGCAGACGCGAUGGUCAGGUCAAGCUCCGAGGUCAGCGAAUUGAAGUCGGUGAGAUCGAAGAAAACAUCAGGAAGUUCAUGGCAUCAAACGAUUCCUUCAAGCACAUUGGUGUGGAGCUUUCCGAUGCCUCGGAUGGUCGCACCCAGCCGUUCUUGGCUGCUCUGCUUGUCAUGGACAUUGGAUAUGAUCACAAAGUCAACGGCAUUGGCUGUGCCUCCAUGUUGGAUCCCUCGAACCAAGCUCUCUUUGACACAGCUUCGCAUCUGCAAAAGCAGCUCCGGAAUGCUUUGCCAGAGUACAUGGUUCCAUCAGCCUAUGUUGCCGUCGAGCAAUUGCCUACCACAGCUUCCAGCAAGCGCGACCGCGUUUUUGUGAGGGCCUGCCUCUCAGAGCUGUCGGCCAAGGGACAAUUGUUCCCAGUCUCCGCCAAGUCCGGCGAGAAGAUUGAACUCUUCGGCAACGAAAGACUCCUUCAAGGGUGGUGGGCCAAAGUUCUCAGCAUUGAUCCUGAAAGUAUCUCUGCCAGUGAUCAUUUCUUUGCCUUGGGUGGCAACUCAAUCACAGCCAUCAGGCUUGCUGGUCUCGCAAGAUCCUCUAAAUAUCGUUUGAUGUUUGAAGACAUCUUUUCUUUUCCAGUCCUUUCCGAAAUGGCGUCUCGCACCGCAGCAGAUACCAGGCGGGUUGUCGAGAUGCCACAGGCUUUUGAGCUCUUGCCAGCAGACCAGUACGAGUCCGUGAUCAACAAUGUUCUUCCCCUCUACGGUAUUCGCAAAGAUGAAGUUGAGGAUAUCUAUCCUUGCACGCCGCUUCAGGAAGGUCUUAUGGCGGUAACAGCGAGAAAUCCAGGGGCGUACAUCUCGGCAGACACCAUGGACAUUACAGAGACAGAACUUCCAAAACUCAGAGAGGCAUGGGCCGCGGCGUUUGAAAAGUUCGAGUUGCUCCGAACCAGAAUCAUUCUCAGUCACGAGUAUGGCUCGCUGCAAGUCGUUCUCCAACAACAGCCAGUAUGGCAUGAAACAGACAACGUCGAAAGCUUUCUUGACCUGGUUCAGAAUCUGCAUGGGUACGGCAAGCCAAUGAUCCAUCUCGCAGUGGUCCCUACCUCCAGAGCUGGAAUAGUCCGCGUUGUCUUUAGUUCACAUCAUUCCGUAUACGAUGGCUGGUCGCUUGGUCUGGUUCGCCAGUUCCUCGAAGACCACGUUCUCCGUGAUCCGGCCGGCUCGGACGCUUUCAAGACGGUACCUUUCAAGUCGUUCAUACGGCACCUGGUUGAUCAAGACCCUGAGGAGGCGAGGUCUUACUGGAGUCAGAGAAUGGCGGGUCUGCAAGCACCGCCUUUCCCUCGACCACCGCACAACUCCAAACACCAGCCCUUGGCAACGGCCUUCCUCGAACAAGGUAUAACUCUGCCCGAGGCUCGAGGUCACGGUUCUGUUGCUACAAUUGCCACCAUCAUCCGAGCAGCCUGGUCUCUUACGAUAUCUCAUUACACCGCCAGUCCAGACACCAUCUUCGGUGCAAUCGUUACGGGAAGAGAAAGCGCCGACGUCCCCGAUAUUGAGCUGAUCGCAGGACCAACCAUUGCGACCGUACCUACACGAACCAAGAUCGACUACGAUUUGCCGAUUGGCGACUUUUUAAGAAGCGUGCAGCGGGAUGCUGUCACUGAAUCCCGCUUCUGUCAAUUGGGUCUGUCCGGAAUUGCUCGAAUCAACAAAGAAUGCCAUCAGAGUUGCGAAUUUGGCAGUAUCCUUGUUGUGCAGCCUCCUGUCAACAGCGGAGUAGGCAAAGUACCACAGUUGAGGCAAGGAUCGGUCGCAUCAUCGAAGUUCUUUCCGCAGGCUUUGGUGCUCGAUUGUCAAACAUCCGAGGACAAUGAUGCUGUUACCGUUACACUGAGUUACGACCCGAUAAUUAUGGGCGACUCUCAUGCCCGUUUUGUCCUUUCAACUUUCUCAACCCUCCUUUGCAACCUGGUUGCUGCUCCUCCGACCGACCUACUUCGCGACAUGGCCAGCCUGUCAGAUUCCCAUGUGUCAGAGCUCGCCAGCAUUACAGGACAGAAAGACCUCAACGUGAUUGACUUCUGCACUCACGAGCUUUUCGGUCAACAAGUCAAUGCUCGCCCUGGGAACCCCGCCAUUGACUCUUGGGAUGGCCCAAUGAGCUACCUGGAGCUUGACUGUGCUUCGUCAAUUCUCGCACACCAGCUUCAGAAACUGGGCGUCGGGCCUGAGAAAGCAGCGCCGUUCAUGUUCGACAACUCGAAAUGGGCCAUCGUAUCAAUGCUUGCCAUCUGGAAGGCUGGAGGAUACUUUGUGCCUCUGGAUCCCAAGAGCCCCAAUCAAAGACUGCAGCAUCUCAUUCAGGCUACUGACGCGGGAACCAUCUUGACCUCCUCUCAGUACCGUGAUCGUUGCCUGAAUUUGAAGUGUGAUGUGGUACUAGUCAACGAAGACACCUUCUCAGUGGGAUCCAGUACGUCACUUGCAGUACUCCAACCCACCGCGAAAACACGAGAUACGGCCUAUGUUCUUUUUACAUCCGGCACAACGGGUAUUCCCAAAGGGGUCGUCAUUGAGCAUAGGACUUUGGCAUCCUCAAUCACGGCCCUUGGCAAGUACAUGGGCAUGGAUGUCAACUCCAGAGUUCUCCGGUUUUGCGCCUUCACUUUUGACGCGAUGCUGCUUGACACCUUCGCCACCUUGAUCAACGGCGGAUGCGUUUGUGUUCCCUCCGAAGACCAGAAGAUGAAUGACCUGGUGGGAUUCGUUCAAGAGUUCCAAGUCAAUACCACCUGGUUCACGACCUCACUUUCCAGAAUCAUUGAUCCUGCCUCCGUGCCCACCUUGAAGACAGUUGCAAUGGGUGGCGAAGCAGUACUACAAAGCGAUAUCGACCGGUGGGCGCCAAAAGUCAGACUUGUUUCCGGUUAUGGACCAACGGAGACUUGCAUCAUCACACUUAUGGGAGAGCUGACCCCUUCAACGCCUCCAAACAAUGUCGGGUGGCCGGUCGUUUGCCGAGCUUGGGUAGUGAACCCACUCAAGUCUUCGGAACUGGCUCCAAUCGGAGGUGUCGGCGAGUUAUUCAUCGAGGGCCCCUGUGUUGCCCGGGGUUAUCUUCGCAACGAUGAGGCUACCAAAGCCGCUUUCCUCGAGAACCCCGCGUGGCUGCCCGAGGGAGCUUCAAGCAGAAGGGUCUAUAGGACAGGCGACUUUGUGUACUACAACCCCGACGGCACUUUGAGUUUCUUUGCUCGGAAAGAUUCCCAAGUCAAGAUCCGUGGGCAAAGAGUGGAACUCUCAGAGAUUGAAGAGGCCAUUCGACAGCAUGUUCCCAGUUGGAUGACCACCGCCGUGGAUGUCUUCAAGCCUGGAGGUCAGGACCAGCAGAUACUUGCAGCUGUCUUCGGUGUUGGGGCGCAGUUCCCGGAGCUGCAUCAGAUCAACGACACAAACCCAAGUGCACAGCUUAUCGCAUUCAUGAAGAAACUGUCCAAGAGCCUCAGAACGCACCUGGCUGAGACUCUUCCCGGUCACAUGAUUCCCGAUGCCUACCUUCCUCUUCCUCAACUACCGGUACAAACCUCAGGAAAGCUUGAUCGACGUGUGCUGCAGACCCUGGUCAACUCCAUGACCUUCAAACUCAUAGCCACAUACGCCAAUGAAGAUAAUGCCCGAAGGACACCGCAGACCAACGAAGAAUGCACUUUGGCUCACUUGUGGUCCAAGUCCCUGAACAUCAUUGACGAAACCUCCAUCAGCACAUCAGACAACUUUUUCAGUCUUGGUGGAGACUCAAUCUUGGCCAUGAGACUGGUAGCACUCGUGCGGUCGGAAGGAUACUCGCUCGCUGUUGCACAGAUUUUCUCCAAUCCGACACUCUCCGGAAUGGCUUCAAAGCUGCAGAAACUGGAUGAUGGUCGGCAACAGCGCGAGACCACUGUUCAGUCAAGCCCAGCCACCUCUCCCGUUGACGAUGCUCUGAGAGCCAAGAUUGCGACCAACCACAACUUCACUUUGUCACGAGUGGAGGACGUCUUUGCUUGCACUCCCAUCCAGGAGGCUUUCAUGGAUGACACUGUCCAAGAACCUGGGGCUCAGGUUGUGCAGUUUAUCUUCGCCCUUGACGAUACAAUCAAGCUGUCGCAGCUACGCGGCGCCAUCGAUCGCUGUGCUCACGAGUUUCCCAUUCUUCGCACAAGAAUUGUCCGAGAUUCGAAUCAAUUGUUUCAGGUCGUUCUUUCCGAUAAGAUGCCUUGGAAAGAAUUCUUGUCUGCAAGCCUUGAAAGCGUCUUAAAAGAUGACAAAUUGAUCAGCACCGGUAUUGGUACUGCGCUGGCGAGGGUGUCUAUUGUCCACAACAUCGAGAAACGACGACUGCAUCUGAUCUGGACCCUUCAUCAUUCCCUUUACGACGCCUGGUCACUGAGACUACUCCUCGACGCGGUCAACAAAGCGUACCAGGACCGAACCUGGCAGCCCGUGUCAGAACUACCUUUCAAAAGUCUUGCUGAAAGUAUUAGAGGCAGAGAUGCUAACACAGACCGCACCUUCUGGGCAUCAUAUCUCGCUGGGGCUGGCAACUCUCCUCUCUUCGGCUACCUUUUUGUUCGCGACCCCAUCAAAGACAUGCGAGCAGACUUCCAGGUUCCCCUGCCGCAGAAGACUGAAAGAACGACUUUGACAGCCAAGAUCGCAUCUGCCUGGAUUCGACUGGUCGGACGUCUGACGGAAUCUUCGGACGUAACCAUUGGCUGGCUCGUCACAGGUCGCGCCGCCGCCAUCCCGGGAAUUCAAAAUUGUGUGGGGCCGGCUAUCUCCAAGGUGCCGCUGCGGGUCCGGCUCGGGAGCGGAGACAACACGGCCGAUGUCUCGGAAAAGGUCCAGAGUGAACUGACCCGGCUCAUGCCAUUCGAGCUGUCUGGGUUGAAAACGGUCAGGAAUGCCAGUCAGGAUGCAAGCGAUGCUUGCCGUUUCCCGCUCGACUUGACGGUGCACCCGCAUGGUACUCUCUCGUUCGCCGGUGAGGGCAUCGGAAUGCGCUUCGUGGGAGGCGAAGUUGCGGCAGCUCCUCCGGGCGGUCUCGCUGUUGAAUGCACCAUUAAGGAUAGCGGAAUCGAGGUUGCUAUCUUCUGGGACAAGAGAGCUGCGCGGAAGGAGAAGAUCGAAGACUUUUUGGAAAAUUUCAAGACGGUGUUGCUUGGGGAUUGA
Messenger RNA from Colletotrichum karsti, 14934 nucleotides. RefSeq names its product peptide synthetase. Gene Ontology annotation, molecular function: catalytic activity; phosphopantetheine binding. The transcript has 2 exons. NCBI's taxonomy places the organism in Eukaryota, Fungi, Ascomycota, Sordariomycetes, Glomerellales, Glomerellaceae. The record is from RefSeq and is a predicted model, not a curated record. Gene Ontology annotation, cellular component: cytoplasm. Gene Ontology annotation, biological process: secondary metabolite biosynthetic process; amino acid activation for nonribosomal peptide biosynthetic process. Bases 1 to 14934 code for a protein of 4977 amino acids.